GCUAAACUCCAGUUGUUUUUAAAUUUGCUAUGUACCUUACUCUCUAAUCAUUACGUAUGAUAAAAAGAGCAUUGCUCUUCUCUUUCAGAUUGAUGGAAAACUACACCUACAACAGUUUCAUACUUCAGCUGGAGGGCUUAAAUGUUUCCAAAGAAUCUACCUACCCAGUCUUUCUUUUCUUCUUCUUCUCCUAUCUGUUUAUACUGGUUGCAAAUGUAGGCAUUGUCAUUUUGAUUUUCAUUGACAAAAACCUCCACCAGCCUAUGUACCUGCUGUUUUGCAACCUGCUAUUAAAUGACAUAAUUGGAAACUCUAUCAUGGUUCCCCGUUUGCUUAUAGACAUGCUGCGUCCACCCUCUGAGCGCCUCAUGAGCUACUAUGAGUGUGUUCUUCAAGCUUUUACCUCACACAUGUUUGGUACUGCCAGUCUCACAGUGCUCAUGAUUAUGGCCUUUGACAGAUAUGUGGCCAUCUGUAAUCCUCUGCGUUACGCUGCCAUAAUGACCAACAAAAUGGUGAUCAAGCUGACAGUGGCUGCAUGGGGAGUGGCCUUUGUUAUGGUCGGGAUUCUGCUCGGUCUGACCAUCAGGCUGAACCGAUGCAGGACUCUGAUCAUGAAUCCUUACUGUGACAACGCCUCACUGUUUAAACUGUCCUGUGAUAAUGUGUUUAUUAAUAAUGUCUAUGGCCUCACGUUCACUGUGGUGCUGUUCUCAGCUUCUAUAGGCUCCACGGUUCUCACCUACACAAAGAUCACUGUCGUCUGUCUGACCAGUAACAACAAGUCUCUGAACAGUAAAGCCUUGAAGACCUGCAGCACUCACCUUGUCCUGUAUCUGAUCAUGAUGUUUAGUGGAAUGUCACUUAUUGUUCUGCAUCGCUUCCCUCAGUUCUCAGACUACAGAAAACUCUCUAGUGUUUUGUUUCAUAUCAUCCCAAGCAGCCUCAACCCAAUUAUUUACGGAGUGCAGUCCAAAGAAAUGCGAAAAUUCUUGUUAAAAUUGUUUGAGCACAAGAAAAUUUUCCCAUCAUGA
This is a messenger RNA of Scophthalmus maximus (turbot), 1034 nucleotides long. RefSeq names its product olfactory receptor 146-like. Gene Ontology annotation, cellular component: membrane. Gene Ontology annotation, biological process: G protein-coupled receptor signaling pathway. The record is from RefSeq and is a predicted model, not a curated record. The transcript has a single exon. Gene Ontology annotation, molecular function: olfactory receptor activity; G protein-coupled receptor activity. Bases 57 to 1034 code for a protein of 325 amino acids. Lineage: Eukaryota; Metazoa; Chordata; Actinopteri; Pleuronectiformes; Scophthalmidae.